CGUUGUUGUCCUUAAUUAAUUAGCUAAAGUUAAUGCAACCACCUGCCAAUGAAACAUGAAAAUCACCCGCUCUCUGUUUAAAGCCGCUUCACUAGUCAGAAAUCCACAGCUCGAUGCCAUGAAUCGCAUAUCCUCCAUCGUCGUCCUCCUCCUCCUCCUCCUCCUUGGCCUCUACCGUUCGGCUGCGGCCAGGAGGUACCCAACUGAAGACCAUCUCCGAUUGCCCUCAGAAGCCUCUAGAUUCUUCGACAGAGUCAGCGGUGUUGUUGAUGAUGAUGAUGACGACACAUCGGGGACCAGAUGGGCAGUACUGAUUGCCGGCUCUAGUGGCUACUGGAAUUACAGGCAUCAGGCUGAUAUUUGUCAUGCAUACCAGAUCUUAAGGAAAGAUGGGUUGAAAGAUGAGAACAUUAUUGUUUUCAUGUAUGAUGACAUUGCUUUAAAUGAAGAGAAUCCAAAGCCUGGAGUUAUCAUUAACAGCCCUAACGGCUCUGAUGUGUACAAAGGAGUGCCAAAGGAUUAUACUGGGGAAGAUGUUACUGUUGGCAACUUUUUCGCUGUUAUCCUUGGAAAUGGAACUGCUCUUACUGGGGGCAGUGGGAAGGUUGUUGAUAGUGGUCCCAAUGAUCAUAUCUUCAUAUACUAUAGUGAUCAUGGGGGUCCUGGUGUGCUUGGGAUGCCUACUUAUCCUAAUCUCUAUGCUGACGAUCUGAUAAAAGUCUUGAAGAAGAAGCAUGCUUCUGGGACCUAUAAAAGUUUGGUAUUUUAUCUAGAAGCUUGUGAGUCCGGAAGCAUUUUUGAGGGUCUUCUUCCAGAAGGUUUGAACAUCUAUGCAACUACAGCAUCAAAUGCAGAAGAGAGUAGUUGGGGAACUUAUUGCCCUGGAGAGGAUCCCAGUCCUCCCCCUGAAUAUGAAACUUGUUUGGGUGAUUUGUAUAGCGUUGCUUGGAUGGAAGACAGUGACAUUAGCAAUCUGCGGACUGAAACCUUGCAGCAGCAGUAUGAACUGGUUAAAAGUAGGACUGCAAAUGGAAAUUCUGCAUAUGGCUCUCAUGUCAUGCAAUAUGGUGAUACAAAUCUUAACAAUGACCACCUUUACCUGUAUAUUGGUACAAAUCCUACAAAUGUUAACCUUACUAAUGUAAAUGAGAAUUACAUGAGGCCAUCUACAAAAGCUAUCAACCAACGAGAUGCUGAUCUCGUCCAUUUUUGGGAUAAGUUCCGCAAGGCUCCAGAAGGCUCUCCUAGGAAAGUUGAAGCCCAAAAGCAGUUUGUUGAAGCAAUGUUGCAUAGAAUGCAUAUAGAUGACAGUGUGAAACUUACCGGGAAGUUCCUAUUUGGAAUUGAGAAAGGUCCAGUGGUUCUCAAUAUUGUUCGACCUGCUGGACAGCCACUUGUUGAUGACUGGGGUUGCCUUAAGACACUGGUGAGGACUUUCGAGACACAUUGCGGAUCCCUCUCACAGUACGGGAUGAAACACAUGAGAGCCUUUGCAAACAUUUGUAAUGCCGGGAUUCAAAAGGAGCAGAUGGAUGAAGCAUCAGCUCAAGCUUGUAUCAGCAUCCCUUCUUGGUCUUGGAGCUCUCUGCACAAGGGAUUCAGUGCAUGAUUAAAGUUUAAUGCACUGUCUUCGAAAGACCAGAGCUUGAAAUGUGUUGAUACAUAUACAUAUUUAUAAUCCUGCUGUAUUUUGAUAAUAGUUCCUACGAUUGCUUCAGUGUAAAUAGAAUCAAGCAAGCUCCUAUAAAAUAGACUGCUCUGUACUAAAGGACAUGUUUAAAAAUGUAAAUAAUAUGAAAGUGCUUGUACUA
Molecule: messenger RNA, 1811 nt
Organism: Juglans microcarpa x Juglans regia
Lineage: Eukaryota; Viridiplantae; Streptophyta; Magnoliopsida; Fagales; Juglandaceae
Product: vacuolar-processing enzyme-like
Exons: 9
Coding region: 56-1609 (517 amino acids)
Biological process (GO): vacuolar protein processing
Molecular function (GO): cysteine-type endopeptidase activity
Source: RefSeq, a predicted model, not a curated record